AUGAAAUUUUCAGAAAAAUUCAAAAUUUUGAGUGAAAUUUCAAAUCAUUAUUUAGUGAGUGUCAAGGGAUUGAAUGUCAUUCAUGAAUGUUUAUUUCAUUAUGAGAAAUAUUUGAAAGAAUUCAAUGAUGAGAAGAAUAUGGAUCAAUCUCAAAUGAAAGAAUUCAAUGAUGAGAAGAAAUCUCAAAAAAGAAACAAACGUUUGACAUUUGGUUACACGUGUUUCGAUGAUGAUGAUGAAUGUGGUGAUGAAUAUGAUGAUGAACAUUCUAAUCGAUCAAAACAGAAUUCCAUGAAUUUCAACAUUUCUCAAGAAGAACAUUCCUUCAUUUAUUGUGCUCAAAUUAUUCCAUACUUUGCCUAUUGUCCACAAGUUCAUGAUUUACUUCGAAAAGAAGACGAUAAUUAUGCUAUUAGUCCUCUCUUUUUGAUUCGACUGAAGAGAAUUCCAUCAUCAUAUCUUCAUUUAUCACAACAACAAUCAUUACCACAGAAUGACAUUUUAUUACAACAUGACAUGGAGAAUUCAGAUUCCACUUUUCAUGCAACAUUGUCAGAUUCUUCCCUUCUUCAUAUUCAUCCCUUAGAAGGUAAACACACUUGCAAUGAAGAUUUCAUUUAUUUGAAAUUUGAAUAUCCUCAUUAUUCAACAACGAUGGCAUUGUUAGAUUGUGAGAUUUUGAAAUGGCAACAAUCAAAGAGUUCAUUUGAAUUUUGGGAUUGCAUGUAUGAACAUUUGAGGAAUUCCUUUUUAUCCAAACAUGGAAAUUCAUCCAAAAUGUCAACAAAAAAGAAUAACAACACUUCCUUUACUCCAGUGGCUUCACGAUUUGAAAAUGCCCAACUCGUAUUAAGAACUCUUUCCUUUGAUCCAAAAUUCAAAAUUGCAGGAGAGACCUUUCAAACUUUUCAUGAAAAAGAUCGAACCUUCUUUUUCCAUUCGAAAUUUUUUGAACGAUUGAGUGGAAGAAGAAAUAAUCCAUAUUUGGUUCUAUUCGAUGAUGAAACAGACAAGAAAUGUAAACAAGUGAAAAGCUUUUUCCAUCUUCCUGAAUAUUUAUUAACCUUUCGAAUGAGUUAUAACUUGAAACAUGGACCAUAUUUCAUUUCUUCUAAAUUAGCUCAACAAGUAAUGCCUAAAAUUGGAAACUUCAACGAAGGAUCUACUCCUCCUUCUUUAUUUAGAAUUGUUUGUAAUAACAAGCUUGGUUAUUUAUUAACAAGCAAUGAUCAGGAGGGAAAAUACGGACAAUCAUUGUACAAUUAUUUAAAAGCACAAGUGAAGGAAUUAUUUCAAGACAACAAGAAGAAACAUGAUCCUCGAAGGAUGAGUGAAUUUGUAGAUUUAUUUUGGAAUGUUUUACCUUUUUUGAACCAUCAAGAAGAGAGUAAUCAGGUCAACCCUCUCAACAACGAGAGUGAGUUUCGCUUAAUUGUCAUUCCAGAGUACACUCAUCAGAAAUGUCAUGUUUCCAUACCUUUCAAUGAUGACUUGUUCAAUCAAGUGUGUGAAGUGUUUCAUCAAUCUCCGUGUGCCUUCUUUGUGGAUUCCAUGUUUUUAAAACUCAAUGAGAGAGGUUGGAUAUUUGAAAAGACAUUAUUCACUAACACUAACACUACAAAAUCCAGCACGGAUAGUUCUCAACAACAACAACAACAACAACAACAACAACAACAACAACAACACUCAGAGUUUGGAAAAGUGUACAAGACCAACUCCAAAAGUGCAUUGAAAGAAUUGUUUUGGUAUCAAGUAACACAAAUACAGUUGAAAGUGAGAGUGAAUCAAGAGUAA
Messenger RNA from Naegleria fowleri, 1794 nucleotides. RefSeq lists its product as uncharacterized. The coding region runs from base 1 to 1794 and encodes 597 amino acids. NCBI's taxonomy places the organism in Eukaryota, Heterolobosea, Eutetramitea, Acrasida, Naegleriidae. The record is from RefSeq and is a predicted model, not a curated record. The transcript has 2 exons.